AUGAAUAACAAAGACAAUAGAACGAUGAAUUACACAGCAAUUAACAACUGUGAAAAUGUAUAUAUGAACUCUCCUCAUGGACUUGUGAAUAAUACAAGUAUAAUUGCGCAAACUGUAGUAAUAGGAGACUUCAACACUGUAAAUAAUUACCAAGGGUCUUACCAGGAUGAAGAAAGCUCGGACGAUGAAAGUUUAUCAAACGACCAAGAGGAUCAGCUAGCGACCUGUGUUGCUACAAUUGAUGAUGGCACAUUGCAAGAAAUUUCACAAACUUUUGCUAACAAUUGGAAAAACCUCGGCAAAGCUUUGAACUUGUCGGCAGAACAAAUAGAUAAAGUGCGGUCAAAGUACAUGAGUAAAGGCCUGGAAGAACUGUCUUACCAAAUCUUAAACACGUGGAAGGAAAACCACAAAAAUCCAAUGAUAUGUGAUCUCGCCAAAAGUUUUGAGAAAAAUGAAGAUUUGGCAGAGGAGUAUAAAAAACAGUUAUACAAAGCGGUACUCAAACCUAAAAAUCACCCAGCAAUUGAAGGACCAGCACAAAGACUCUCCAUAGACUUGCCCACCUCCACACAAUAA
Messenger RNA from Lottia gigantea (owl limpet), 579 nucleotides. RefSeq lists its product as hypothetical. Lineage: Eukaryota; Metazoa; Mollusca; Gastropoda; Lottiidae. Gene Ontology annotation, biological process: signal transduction. Gene Ontology annotation, molecular function: protein binding. Bases 1 to 579 code for a protein of 192 amino acids. The transcript has a single exon. The record is from RefSeq and is a predicted model, not a curated record.